Messenger RNA from Sinocyclocheilus rhinocerous, 4145 nucleotides. RefSeq names its product forkhead box protein O4-like. Gene Ontology annotation, biological process: regulation of transcription by RNA polymerase II. Gene Ontology annotation, molecular function: RNA polymerase II cis-regulatory region sequence-specific DNA binding; DNA-binding transcription factor activity, RNA polymerase II-specific. Lineage: Eukaryota; Metazoa; Chordata; Actinopteri; Cypriniformes; Cyprinidae. Bases 742 to 2619 code for a protein of 625 amino acids. Gene Ontology annotation, cellular component: nucleus. The transcript is spliced from 3 exons. The record is from RefSeq and is a predicted model, not a curated record.
GUCUAUAUUUAUUUAUAGAUUUACGUAUUUUUCUUGUUCUAAAAUCUAAUUGCGAAAGCCAAUCAACCAUUCGCUGCUAUAAUAGGAACCAGCGGGAGGUGGUUAUUUUAGCAAUUACAGCUCAUGUUAUGAUUGGUUUUGCGAGUUCGCCUACUUAACUGCCUCAACGACAAUUAAAAAUUUUUUUUUUUUUUUUUUCUGUGUGUUUAAUUAUCUAAGAAAAGUUCAUAAUCAUCCCGUCACUCCAGCGCGUGUUUUCCUGUGGUUUAUCUCAGUAGUUGCUCUUGACAAUCCAGCUGUUUAGAUGUGUAGGGAAUUUCCUUUGUUCCUUCUACAUUAAACAAAGAGACCCCCUUCUAUCCUCGUUUGCUCUAUGUAAAUCAGAAGGUUUAUGUUAGUUACUAUUAAGGAGAUUAUUUGGCCCCUUUAAUCUCCAAUCUGAAGAUUAACUGAUGCUAUAUUGGUGUGUUCAGAUUAUUACGAAUGUGCUCCGUUACGCUCUAGACAGUCGCGGUUAAAUUUAGUCCGGAUAAUUUAUACUGUAGUGUUUCCAAUAUUAAGCAAUAAAAAACAAAUCGUUCCUAAACAAGAUUUUAAAAUUAUUUUCUUACAAAUAGUCGUACUCUUACUUUUAAUCGCCCAGUCUGUUGGUUUAUUGAAUCGUGUUUUUAAAAACGUCGCAUCAAAACUAGUUCUCUGAAAUCCAGCCUUCCUCUGAAAUUAUCUGGAUUGUAUCGCACAAUGGAGGAAGAAAACGUACCCCCGAUUGACCCAGAUUUUGAGCCACAGAGCAGACCGAGGUCAUGUACAUGGCCGUUGCCUAGACCCGACAUCUCAGUUGUCAAAGCUGGGGGGGGCGACGGCUCAGAGUCUGCUGCUGGAACUCCGCCCACCGAGGAAGAUAAACACGAGCCUCAGCCAAUCAUAUCUGAGCCUGAGAAAGUCACGGUCUCUGAGGGCGGGGUUGUCGCUGGAGGGGGCGGAGCCACACCUCGAAAAGGUUCUUCCAGGCGUAAUGCCUGGGGUAAUCAGUCCUACGCAGAUCUAAUCAGCCAGGCGAUUGAAAACUCGCCAGAUAAACGACUUACUCUGGCGCAGAUCUACGAUUGGAUGGUAAAAACGGUGCCGUAUUUUAAGGACAAAGGAGACAGUAAUAGUUCUGCUGGGUGGAAGAACUCCAUUCGCCACAAUUUAUCGCUCCACAACAAGUUCAUGCGAGUGCACAAUGAGUCGACUGGAAAGAGCUCUUGGUGGAUGCUCAACCCUGAGGGGGGCAAAACUGGCAAAGCCCCUCGCCGCCGCGCCGCCUCAAUGGACAACAGCAGCAAAUUACUUAAAAGUCGUUUGCGAGCAAAGCAAACUAAAAAGCAGGCUGGAGCGGCAGGGAUUGGAGGCUCUGGAGGUGCCCUGCAGGGUGAGGGUGCUUCUGGUGCUGGCGGUGCGGACAGUCCCGGGCCUCCAGUUCAGUUCGGAAAGUGGGGAGUGAACAGCAGCAGCCCUUCCUCUCGUGGCAGCCUGGACGACCCGGACAUGUGGACGAGUUUCAGGCCACGUACAAGCUCCAAUGCCAGCACACUGAGCGGGAGGCUUUCUCCCAUUGCCACGGGGCAGGAGGACGAGGAUGACCUACCUGAGGAUGGCCUUCUUGGUGGCUAUUCCACAGGGAAUCUUCCCCCAACACUAACUGAGACGCUAAUGGAAGAACUGGAUUUGAUUGACGGGCUAACUUUAAUGACUGGUCCGCAAGGUGGUGCGAGCCCAAGCACAGCUCCUCCUGCCCCACCUCAGCCUUUGCCCUCGGCGUCCACCCUGCUGCCUCGAGGGUCCAGCUUUCCUUCAUUUCGGCAGCUGCAGCCAGCAAAGACUACACAGGGAUCCACUCCGCCGGGGCCACAGAGCUCGGUUCAACACAGCGCCGGAUCCAGCACAAGCCCAUCGAGCUUCGGAAACUCCCUCUUCAGCCCCCUGCCCGGUCCUGGUCACAGUGGUUUCAGCACUCACGUGCCCUCCAGCCUCGAAGCUCUCCUGACCUCCGAUUCACCCCCACCCAGCGAUGUUAUGAUGACCCAAAUGGAUCCUCUCAUGCCAAGCCAAGGAGGUGGUGGGCUUUUGGGGCUCGGGAGAUCUAUGUCCAGCAGCCAAGCUAAGGCAGGUCAGAUGUUGCUGAGCAAAGGCAUUGACACAAGCACGGUGGGGCAGAUGAGCCUCCGGCCUCAACCCCAACUCCAGCACUCACAGAUGGGCUUUGGAAUGAUGCACUUGGCCAUGAGCCAGGAACCACCUCAGCUCGCAACUGUAAAGACCCAGCAUCAGGUGCCAGGCGCUGGGCUUCUGCAGCACGGACCUGUCCCGUCACCUGGUGGGAAUGGAGGCCUGCAAGGUCUAGGCCAGUUUGCAACGCCGCCCUACUUCAUGCCCUCCCAGGACCGUCUGCCUACAGACUUGGAUAUCGACAUGUUCACUGAAAACCUGGACUGUGAUGUGGAAUAUAUUAUCAACAGUGAUCUUAUGGAUGGAGACCUGGUUGACUUCAACUUUGACCCCAUCAUACAGGGUGGACAGGGCUAUACUGGGCCAGCUACCACACAGAGCUCCUCCCACAACUGGGUGCCCAGCUAACUCCAUUAUUAAAGAUGAGAACAGGAUUGUCCCCCAUUCUUAAAACAACUUUGAAAACAGAUGUGGCAUAUUGCCUGAACAUAUUCUCAAAUUUUUGCCUCUGCAUUUGCCAUUGUACCUCAAAUACAUAGACUCCUUUGGCUAAGGACAACACGUGCUUGGCCUAGAAGUGUCAUGUCAGAAUUUUCAAUUAAAUGACAAAAUCAAACCUCAUACAUGUCCCAAGUGCCAAUGUCAACUGAAGAGUGUGCUGUUGGACACAGAGAACAUGGUCUUGAAACAUAUUUUUUUCUCUUCUUUAGUCUUAUAUGUGCAACAUUUUAGUUUUGAAAUUUGCAGUUUAUUUGGCCAAUCUUGGACUAAAGCACACCUAAUAAACAGCUAAUCAUGUUUAUUACAUUAUUUGCCUAUGAUGCGUAGUGUAAGAUGGAGAUGGUACUCCUCCUUGAUCUUCUUCCCCCUGAUAAUGGAACUCAUUCGGCCAGGAGGAUCAAACUGCAGCUUUUCUUGAUGUGAACUUGUUUGUUGAACAGCCUUGGAGAAGUCCGAGCAGCUGAGAUUGAUGGAGUGACUUCCACAGCUGACCUGACGUUACUGUAGCUCUCAGCCCCCCUCUGAGCAUGAAAACAACAAGGCACCAUAGGAAUGUUAAGUUGAGAACAACAUUGAGUGGCGACGGUUUCACGGACCACAGCUGAACUGUUAAGGUGUGCUCUCUCUCUCUCAUCGGAAUGAAGCAUCAAAGUUUCAAGGUGGUUUGGUGAUGCUGUGGUGUUCAAUGUGCAAUUAGUUUGGCUUUUAUGACCUCUUCUCUCACGAAGGCGUUUUCUUGUGAUGUGCUGAAGAGGCUGAUAACUGAAUGAUGAUUUAACUGUCUGCUCUUAAGUGUUUGUUAAUGAUAACAACAGUAUGAAGAAAUGUGAUUUUCCACAGGGCAUUUUAAUGCAUUUUUAAUCCUGCCAACAAGUUAAAUGGUAUAGUGUUAUUGUUGGAAACUUGGAGCCCUUUUGCAGAAUACAAUAUCUGAAGAUUUUGUGUGUGUGGGUGUGUGUGCAGGAGGGUGUGUGUGUACAUUUGUGUGCGUUCAAAUAUGUUUAAUGCUCCCGAAACUUGAUCCCAACACACUAACAACAGAAUUCAAGGUUACUCUGAAUCAUUUCAUUUAAGCGCAGAAGAAAGUUUGUUUUCCGAGUUAUACGUGAGUUUGAAGCGAAUCUUGAAGAAACAUGGCUACAGUAAUGAGAUGUUAUGGUUCCUCUGGCAUGUUUAAUUGUGUCCACAGACGCACAGAAGAAAAACUAUUUUCUCAUUGUUCAGUUUUUCAUAAACAGCACUACUCAUAUUUUAUAAAAAAAUGUUAUUAAAGAACAAAAACAGUUGGAUAUAUCGACUAUAAUUCUAAUUUAGAUUGGGGCGUUAUCAUUAACAGACUAAUAAAAAAAAACAUGCUGUUAAUGAGCUUUUUUAAAUCUGAGCAGAAGCUAUUUCAGAUCAUUUUUAACGGUCAUUUUCUAUGUAAUCUUUUA